Messenger RNA from Patiria miniata (bat star), 6094 nucleotides. RefSeq names its product patched domain-containing protein 3-like. The coding region runs from base 699 to 3425 and encodes 908 amino acids. The record is from RefSeq and is a predicted model, not a curated record. Lineage: Eukaryota; Metazoa; Echinodermata; Asteroidea; Valvatida; Asterinidae. Gene Ontology annotation, cellular component: membrane. The transcript is spliced from 5 exons.
GUCAACAAACUUUUCCCAUUGCUUACUGUGCAUUUCCUUGCCAAGCUGCACACGUGUAAUAUUACAAUGGAUCCAGCUGCAGCUGAGCUCCAUAGGCCAUAAUACGCACUGUGUGUGGUAAUUUUUGUAAACAACAGAAAACUUGGCGGUUUCCGAAAUAAAGGACCGAUUGCCGGAAAACUUAGGCUUGAAGAAUCAGUGUGAAUGAGAAUAGACAGUUUGCCGUGGAUUGCAGGCUGUUUUGCUGACGUUAACGAACAAAAUUUCGUCAAUUUUCUUGGCAGCUUUUGCAAUCGAAACAAAAGGAUUGCAUAGAGUCACCAUAGCGGCAUCAACUCUGGGAGAAAGCUGAAAUGUGAUCACGGUCGUCAGACAAGUUGGAGGCUUACGUAUUACCACAUCAGAAUCCUCCAGUUUGAGUCAUUUUUGCUGCUGCAGUGACAUAACAAAACGACCUACAGAAACUUGCCCUGAUGACAAAAGAGGCUACUUCGAAAAUUUGUUGCGCUGCAUUUUAUUCCAAUUGUGAGACCACACAUCCAACUCAGGAUUUCCUAAAACACAAAACCCUUUGCCCUGAUUUCUCCAUCAGCAGCUUGUAAACCGGAAAGGAAAUAUAUUUUUGUUUCAACAUCUCAUCCUUAGCACUUGCUGCCGUAUACAUUUUCUGAAACUUGGAAUCCCACACAACUUUCACAAUGGCCAAUUAUGACUGCAUGGAUCGCAGCUUCAGCAGAGGUUUCUACAAAUACGGGAAGCUGAUUGCGCGACAUCCACUAGUGUUCCUGAUCAGUCCAAUCCUGAUCAUGAUUCUUCUCAGCGUCGGAUUGAGCCAGUUCAGUCUUAACGGCAACGUGGAGCUCUUCUUGCCUGAAGACUGUGAAGCCCGGCUGGACGGCGCUUUCACUACGGACCAUUUCCUAAUCGGCACUGAAGGCGGCGAUUUCCUGCCCAACCGGGAAUUGGAACUCUUCAACCGGAGAGGACGGCUCAUCCUCACCGCGUUGGACGGCAAGUCAGCCUUGCGUCAGGACUUUCUGGUCGACUUGCUUAGACUGGACCAGGAAAUCCGCUCCUUCGAGGUCACCCUCAACUACACGGUCUUCACCCACGAGGACGUCUGCCAACGAUUCAUGGGGCAAUGCGUGGACAACGAGAUCCUCAAGUUUUACCGGGGUCGCCUGCAUGAGUUUGAAAACCUCACCCUGACUUACCCUUUGUCCGAAAUCCCCACUGAUUUUGGGUUGACGAUACCUGCAUUUAUCGGUCCCAAUCUUGGCGGGGUGAAGUUAAACAAUGCCAGCGUCGUCCAAGGCGUUCAAGCCAUCCGUUUGUUUUACUCCCUGGGUACCGGCCCGGAUGAGGACGAUUUUGCAGACGCCUGGGAGCGCGAGUUCCUGCAAGUCGUGGAUGACUUCCAGAACGAGACGUCCACGAUGCGCAUCAUGAGGAGCACGUCGAUGACCCUGUCGGCCGAGGUGAACGAGGCAGCCUUCACAGUCCUGCCCCGGUUUGUGGCCACCUUCUGCAUCCUAGUCCUGUUUGCUGUCUGCUCCUGCAUCAUGAGGGAUUGGGUUCUCAGCAAGCCCUGGCUUGGAUUCAUCGGUGUCAUCUCAGCCGCCUUCAGCAUCCUCUCGGCUCUGGGAAUGCUGAGCCUUGUCGGACUAGAAUACAACAACAUCGUGUCUCUUAUGCCAUUCCUAAUCUUAGGCGUGGGUGUGGAUAACAUGUUCGUCAUGGUAGCGGCAUGGCGACAGCUCAGCCUGUAUCUCUCCGUUGAAGAGCGCAUGGGACGCACCUUCUCGGAAGCUGCUGUAUCCAUCACCAUCACCAACGUAACCACGGUGCUGGCCUUCAUCAUCGGAGCCAGUUCCUCCCUGCCUGGCGUCCGGACAUUCUGCAUCUACGCGGGCGUGGCCAUGUUCUUUGUCUACUUCUACCAGAUGACGUUCUUCGGGGCAGCGAUGGCUCUGAUCGGCCAGAGGGAGGCCCAGAAUCUGCACUGCUACACAUGCAAGAAGGUACUUCCCAGGGAAGAGUCACCCAACAAGUUUUACCUUCUGUUCUGCUCUGGAGGUAUCUCAAGGACCAAACACAAAGGCCAUACCAUUGAUCUGGAACACCGCAUCAUGAAGUUCUUCCACCUCUACUACGCGCCAUUCAUCACCAGGUCCUGGGUGAAAGGGGUGGUGCUCGUUUGUUACGUCUUGUACCUAGGGGGCGCUAUUUACGGCUGCACCCAGAUUAAGGAGGGGCUGACUCUGAAGAACCUAGCCCUGGACGACUCGCCAACGUUUCACUACUAUGACUUGGAGGACACAAAAUUCCGCGAGGUUGGGCCAGCCGUGAGCGUGAUCUUAAAGGAUGAACUGGCAUAUUGGGAUCCUGCUGUCCGGGGGCAGAUUGAGAAUUUGACGCAGAAAUUCGAGAAAAGCUACUACGCGUUUGGAAAGGAGAUUACGCAGUCCUGGGUGCGAGAUUUCAGCCGUUACUGGGGGGCAAUCGAGUUGGUCUGGCCGGACAAAGCCAAGCCGGGAAAGGAGGCAUUCAUGGAAGUCUUGACACAGGACUUCCUGAUGGAUCCACGCUACCAGAUGUAUCAAUUGGACAUUGACUUCAUUCAGGACAACGAAACGGGGGAAAGAACCAUCAGAACGUCGCGUUUUCUUGUACAGACAAGGAACCUGUUAACGUAUGUGGACGAGUCCAAAAUGAUGUUGGGAAUGAGGAAGAUUGCGGAAGAAUCGGCCCUGGAUGUGAUCGUCUAUCAUCCAGCUUUUGUUCUGUAUGAGAGCCAAGUCGGCAUCAUCCCUAACCUUCUACAGACAUUGGGGAUUGCGCUCGCCUGUAUGUUCUUGGUCGCGGUCAUCAUGAUCCCGCAUCCCGUCUGCGCAGUCUGGGUUACCCUUUGCGUAAUCUCCAUCGACGCUGCUGUGAUGGGUUACAUGGCACUCUGGGACGUCAACGUCGAUCCCAUUUCCAUGGUAAACAUCAUCCUUUGCAUAGGUUUCAGUGUGGACUUCUCGGCGCACGUCACCUACGCUUUUGUCGUGGCGCCCAAGGAGGACCCCAACAGUCGAGCAGGGUAUGCUCUCCAUGCCUUGGGCAUGGCCAUCCUCCAAGGCGCUCUCUCAUCCAUCAUAGCAAUCUCUGCCCUCUCCACUGCGCCCGUCUACAUCUUCAGAAUUUUCUUCAAGACGUUGUUCCUCGUUAUGGUCUUUGGGGCUCUGCACGGGCUGGUCUUCCUCCCUGUGAUCUUGACAUUCAUGGGAAGAUGCAUGCCCCACCGUGCCCCCAAGGAGGAGAAAGACAAAGAUGCAGUUGCCAAGCAACAAACUUCCAAGUUAUUGCACAACAUCCCGCUGAAGCCUAGACCUGGUGAGCAAGACAAAAUGGUCAUUGAUUUGCAUAUCACAACAGUAUAGCAGAACUUCCCAUUUCCCCAAUAUAAUUUCCAUACAGGUAUAUUGUAAAUGUGCAGUAUUUUUGUGUGAAUGUAAGCAUCAUCAUAUUUUUGUUUUUUUAAAUUAAGCAUGAUGUAAGCUUUACAUGCAUGAGAUAUUUUCAGAUCCGUGCUUGCUAUUUUUACCAUAUAUUCAUUUCAUCUUGUUUUAAAGUGUGAGAUGAUACUUGAAUCUGUUGACUAGUUCAGGUUGUACAAUGUCAGUAUUUUUUUAUAUCACAACACACAAAUGGCAUAAUUGACCUAUCGCGGCAGAAUCGCGUCAACGCAGCUUGUGAAAUAUUGUCUAAUUACAUGAUAUAUACAAAUGGACGCGGAACGCGCAAAAUCUGAGACAAACAAAAGUUUUGAAUGGUGUACAGUUAGUGUUAGUGUCUAAGGGGCGUGGCUAACUUGCAAACGGCGAUAGGUCAAUUCACAAUCCCUCUGGAAAUAAGAAUUUUGGAAAGCAGUAUUAUGCAGUCAACUCUCGUUAAUACAGACACUUUCUGCUACAAAUUCUGGUUUUAACAAACAUAAAGCCUUGGUCCCAACUGUGCAUCUAUGUGUACAGUGAAUAUAUCGGACCAGUACUCCACUUAAUACAACAUUUGGCUAGGCCUGGCUGAGUUUGUAUCAACGAGAGUCGACUGUACAGGUAGUGUACAUAUUUCAGAUAUGAUUGUUGUCCUUAAUGUUCACAGUUUUAAUGUGCUUUUAAUGAAAACAACUCUCUGUUGAAUAUGCUACAUGUGUUUUGAGUUCGGAUGUUUCAUUUGAUGAGAUCGUUGGUCGCACCACGAAGUGACGUAUCGUGUGCACAAAGUCCGUAGAUGAUACGUCACUUCGUGGUGCACCCGACGAAAUGAACAUUGUAUUUGUACUUGCCAUGUUCAUGUACAGCUACAGUAGGGGGCUGUGAUUUCUGUUAGUUCUUACAGUUUGCCCUUUUGGGGUUCAAAUUUACAUUUUGCUUUAAGUUUGAUUUUCUUUUUAACAAGUUUUCUGUGAGCUUGCAACCCUUUUCGUUUUUUUGUGCAUGAUACAAGAGUGUUGGUGAUGGUUUCUUAGUUGGUGAAGUAAUUACGUUUUUAAACUCCUUUUACUUGUUCAAAGCAAAGCAUUCACCCCAUGUACACACAUUUCAAGUCAUUGCAUGAAAACAAAAAAAAUCUUUCUUAUCCAGUUCCAAACCCAAAACUCCAGUCAAUAAUAAAUCAUUGUAUUUUUCUUUCUUUCUGUCUUUUAUUUCUUUCCUGCAACCGAAAAGCUGCUCAACCAGUGAUCGCUUAGAAAAUGCCGGAAUCGAAAAAGGGAAAAUUUGUCUGUUCUAAGAAGAACAUUGUUUGAAAGAUUUGUUUUACAAACACAUGUACAUGUCUAAUAGAGAGACACAAGGGUAUAGUGUAUACAUGUACAUGUAUAAGACAGUAUUUAAAUCAGGUUAUAAGAACACACAGGCAUUCCUAUUUAUAUCCAGUCAUUAUAGGCAAUAGAGUCACCCGUGUAGAGUUUCAUUACAGGUCGAAAGUUACUGGCAUACCACAGCAUUGGAGCCUUUCCAGUUUCGCACAAAAUUUAGACUCUGAUGAUUAAAAAAAAAAAUAGAAAUUACUGUCGAAACCAAACAGGGAUUUGUUAAUUAAUAGAAACUGAUUUGUCAUUAGUCCUCAUAUUUAGGAAAAAAAAUCAUAACGCUUUCGUGUAGCAACGAAAAAUAUUGGUAAUUUUGGUGUAGUAUACCUGUCACAGCAUUUUUGGUAUGACUAUUUCAGCAACCAUCUUAAGGUAAAAUCAACCCUUGCAUUACAUGCACACACAUUUCAUCAUAACAUUUUGGUUUGACACCUUGAAAAAAAAAGUACAUCGGACGGACACAAAGUCCGUCCAGUUCAUGGGGAGUGCCCGAUCUCGUACCGCAGUGUCUAGCUCGUCAAAGUCUGUCACGAUUAGCCUACAUUUGUACACCAAAAUCUGUUGACAAGGGCAAAAGAACAAAAGAAAACUAGAUACAAAGUCCAUACAGUCAGCUGUUUUUUGGGCUGAUAGGAAGGUAUUGCUUGCGGUUAAGAAACUUUAUUUAGAAUAUAGAUAAUAUAGAGAUGAUUUCUCAGAUAGUAUUGUGAGUUGCUGAAAACAAUUGUUGACUUAAGUUGUGGUAAAAUGGCCAAAAACCGCAAACCUCAUGCACUAUAAGAAAAAAGGAGGGAAAGAAUUAGACACAAAUAUGCAGCUUUAACAUAGAUAGAAUGCCAGCUUCAAAAGAGUUUAAUUCAAAAUGUUUUUAAAAAAACCUAUAUGAAUAUUUAGAAUUUCUAUUUUUGAGGAUUUUGAAUUUGUGAGUUUUGACAUGUUUACAGAAGCAAAUAUAUGUGUUUUAAGAUAUCUACAUCAGCUUGUUACUGGUUGAGAACAAGGGCGGAUCCAGAACCACAUUUUGGGGAGGGGGGGGGGCAAAAGGGUUCGAUUAUUUCUUUUCAAAAAGGGGAAGGGGUUAAGUAUGUGUCAUCGUACGCUAUUUCCACAUUGUGAUAUUAAAACGUAAAAGGUAUUUGCAGCUGAUGGCUUGCGAGGGAGAUACGGUAUUCAACAUUUUAGUUUAUUUCCUGAAAAUUUAAGACAAAAAGAUGUCUUCAUUCCUCCGAUUAAAAA